GGGCCAUUACGAAAGAUGAUGAAAAACGUUUGGCGAUUUUGAAGGGAAUUUGAAGAGGGUUUUCGUUUCGCGCGUAAAAGUUUUUGUCGUUUGACGAAUAGCGAAGCUUUGUUGAUAGGGGAGCCUCUUCGGGAAAGGAAAGGUUGGACUAGAGGUAGUGAGUGGGCUUAUUUGGCAGUAACUCAAGUGUACUUGGAAUAUGUUGCUGGACGUGGGUGUUGACUCUUGUUUGUCCCCGGUUUCAUCGUGUUAUUCGGGUUCUUCCUGUUCUGAGCCUAAAAUAAGUAGGAACGAAGAGUUAGACGCCGUGAACUUGGAAUUUUCGGAAACGGUCUCGACAGAAGUGCUUGACUCUCUUCAGUCGUGCACUGAAACCCUUGACCCUGUAAACUCAUGUCACCCUGAUAUGCAGGUAGACAACCAAAAGAGCAAGUUUAAAGGCAAGACGUUUCUACGGAAGGAAACCCAAGAUUUCUCUCGCACUGUAGGAGUCGAUGCUACUUCUGUAGAAAUACGAGAAGAAGAGCUCGAAUUGAUCAGAGGAGCGGUCGAGAAAGUCCUUCGUGGAGGUGAUAACAUUUCUGAAGACAACGAGGAGGCCAUGGAUACUGACUCCUUUGACAAUAUACAGCGCCUUUCUUCAGAUUCUCUUUCUGACGUGACUCCCGAGAGCGAAAAUAUUGCUGUUGCAUCAACUGAAUGCGUUUUUGUUUGUCCAAAUUUUGACCGGACUGUCAUUAUCUUAGACUGGGACGACACAUUGUUAUCUUCUUCAUGGUUGGCUGGCGAAGGGUUAAAGGUUGAUGAAACGCAAGAAGUUCCUGAUGCAGUUUAUCAGGAACUAAAUGAGUUGGAAGGCUUGGUUCUUAGCUUACUAAUAGAAUGCUCAAAGCACGGUAUCGUAAGCAUUGUCACGAACGCUGAAACUGGAUGGGUAGAGUUGUCUUCCAAGAAGUUUAUUCCUCGGGUGUUCAGCUAUAUCGAAGAAGGAAUUCGCGUAGUUUCUGCAAGGAGUAAUUUUGAGAAGGAAUUCCCUGACUCUCCCGCCCAAUGGAAAGAAAAAGCAUUCUUAUUGGAAUUGGGCCGUCUACCGGUGGAUAUGACGCGUUUGAAUCUUUUGGUAUUAGGAGAUAGUUUGAAUGAACGCGAUGCAGGUCAUGUUGCUGGUACUGUUUAUACGGGUAGUCAUGUCAAGAGUGUAAAAUUUAUAGAAAGACCUACAAUAGAACAGUUGAAAAGACAGUUGUCUUUGAUAAUUUCUAGUUUGCAUCAUCUUUGCGAUCACGAGGGAUCCUUUGAUGUGAAUAUGGUUUGCUAAAUGAACUUGAUUCGAUUAUUUAGAGGAAAUAAAUAGAAUUCAAUUUUU
Molecule: messenger RNA, 1366 nt
Organism: Galdieria sulphuraria
Lineage: Eukaryota; Rhodophyta; Bangiophyceae; Galdieriales; Galdieriaceae
Exons: 1
Coding region: 200-1318 (372 amino acids)
Source: RefSeq, a predicted model, not a curated record